AUGACUGACAACGCCGUAUUUGUCGAGUUGAUGGAGAACUAUAUGGAUUCUCAAUCGCGCAAUCAGUUUUGGUCUCCGUCUCGUACUCGCAAAAGCGCUUACUGCCAGCCUACCUGGGAGUUUUGGUUCGAAGGUACGCUGUCACAUCGAGGCGUCACCUCCUCAAUGAAGUCGCCCGUCACGUGGGGAAGCUUGCUGGGAUUUCCGGACGAUCCGUGGGAAUAUUCCCAAGCGUUUUGGGGGGCCUUACAACAGUUGGAAGCGCUGGGAAUUGAUGGAGCAAGCAGAAAGCGUUUGCUGGGUCCAUCCACGGUGCGAUGGGAGUACACACACCCAAAUGGCGGGAUGUCCCGGAACAUUCAAGCAGAUACGCUCGAGGCUAUUGUGCACAUUGCAAGUGUUUCUCCUAAUGUCACCGAAAUGACAGCGGCGGUGGGCCAGGCAGCCCUAUCGUCACUAAUUCAAGAAGCUAUCGGCAAGGCUGAUUCGUUUUAUAACCAUGUCGACAUGAAGGGGGUUCCGAAAUAUCUGGGUGUGAACUACACUCCGUACGAGAAAGAUGGAGAGCGGGAGUACUUAUCCCGAUUGGAUGUGGUUGGCACUAUGGAAGACAUUGGAGCACAUUCUUCACUGUGUUCGGCCGUGGCCGAGGCAUCGUCGGCAGACCGUUUGAAUAUUGAAUUCAGAGGGGAAUUCGAGCAAACCACGGGGCCUAUCCGGUGGGCGUGGUUGGUAUAUGCGCUAUUUUGCGGUACUUCCGGUGCUUCAAGAGAGCCUGUAAGGAUUCUUGCGUCCUUGACCAGUCAAGAUAUUAUUAUGAUUCAAGAGGUUUUGCGGAGAAACCACCCACAACCGCUUCUGGAGCAGAACCUACAUCGCCCCCCAGAGUAUGGGUUUGUGGACAUUCACGAUGGAGCGCAACUAUUCGGUAGAAAUGGUAUCCGAUUGGAAAUUACGCGUGGCGUGCGAUACCGAGCGCUUUACUGCCCGGACACUACGGACGGUUCGGUGGAUGUGGUUGUCCCUGGAUUUGGAAUGUGUACUACGAAGAUUGAGGAUGAAGUGAAUUUUGUAAAGGACACGGUGUGCCCAAUCCUUCCAUUCGGCCAGCUCAAGAGUAUCACCUCCCUUACGUUGGACCUUUUUCCUUUUGAAAGCGAAACCGUGCUGAUACAGCUCCUGAGCUUGAUUGGUGCUGAGCUUGAUUGGGGGAGGACUUCGCAGACUCUCACUUAG
This is a messenger RNA of Phytophthora sojae, 1236 nucleotides long. RefSeq lists its product as hypothetical. The record is from RefSeq and is a predicted model, not a curated record. NCBI's taxonomy places the organism in Eukaryota, Oomycota, Peronosporomycetes, Peronosporales, Peronosporaceae. The transcript has 2 exons. Bases 1 to 1236 code for a protein of 411 amino acids.